AUGAAGACCUUCACCAGCGUCCUCGCCGCCGCUCUGGCGGCUCAAUGCGCUUCGGCGCACUACAUCUUCACGACCUUCUCUCCGGGAACGUCCAAGGCCGCCGCCUUCCAGUACGUCCGCAAAAACACGAACAACAACUCCCCCGUGACGGACCUGGCCUCCAACGACCUCCGAUGCAAUGUCGGCGGGGCCACUGGUGGCAGCGCCUCUACCAUCGAGGUUGCAGCCGGCUCGCCCUUCACAUUCAAUCUUGACCAGGCCGUCUAUCACCAAGGUCCUAUCUCAGUCUACAUGUCCAAGGCGCCGAGCACAGCCGCCGAGUACGACGGCAGCGGCGCCUGGUUCAAGACCUUCGACUGGGGCCCGACGUUCUCCAGCGGUCAGGCGACCUGGAACAUGGCGAGCUCGUAUUCCAGCACGAUCCCCAAGUGCAUCCCUGCGGGCGAGUACCUCGUGCGCAUCCAGUCGCUCGCGAUCCACAACCCGGGCGGCACGCCUCAGUUCUACAUCUCCUGCGCGCAGGUCAAGGUGACGGGCGGGGGCUCGACCACCCCCUCGGCGACGGCCAAGAUCCCCGGCUUCGUCAAGGCCACCGACCCGGGCUACACCGCCAACAUCUACGACCCCAACUUCAAGUCCUACACGGUCCCCGGACCGGCGGUCUUCACUUGCUAA
Messenger RNA from Truncatella angustata, 675 nucleotides. Its product is annotated as glycosyl hydrolase family 61-domain-containing protein. Bases 1 to 675 code for a protein of 224 amino acids. The record is from RefSeq and is a predicted model, not a curated record. Lineage: Eukaryota; Fungi; Ascomycota; Sordariomycetes; Amphisphaeriales; Sporocadaceae. The transcript is spliced from 4 exons.